Postia placenta MAD-698-R-SB12 is the source of this 5421-nucleotide messenger RNA. RefSeq lists its product as hypothetical. NCBI's taxonomy places the organism in Eukaryota, Fungi, Basidiomycota, Agaricomycetes, Polyporales, Adustoporiaceae. Gene Ontology annotation, biological process: mitotic sister chromatid biorientation; protein localization to kinetochore; mitotic spindle assembly checkpoint signaling. The transcript is spliced from 11 exons. The record is from RefSeq and is a predicted model, not a curated record. The coding region runs from base 1 to 5421 and encodes 1806 amino acids.
AUGGCAUCAAAGAUAUCGCCCAACCGACGCAGGUCGCUCGCCGUUUUGAAUCAAGGCGCGUCAUCUCGCCACAACAGUCGCCGCCGCGCAUACAGUAUAGCGCCGGGAGAGAAGCUGAGCCCUGCUGCGCGAGCUCGUCGCUCCUUGGCUCCGCGUAAGAGCAUCUUGAAGAUCUCCAAUGUUCCUGAGAGCACAGAAUCCUCCGCACUCGGCGAUGAGACGGGUACCCAAUCCAUGGAUUUCACGGAGGUGCACUCGCAUGGUCCCCGUAAGAGCCUUGCAAGACGUGUCAGCUUUGCCAGUCAUGCGCACGUUCGUCUCUUCGAAAUUCGGGAGCAGAACACCAACAGCAGCGGGGGACCGCCGUCUUCGCCCAUCGAGGAUUCUCCAAAUGGCGACCACCGUGCUGAUGAUGAAGAUGCUAGUCCUGAUGCCGCACAUAGUCGUCGUCGCAGCUCAAUGCGUCGUCGGUCGUCAACUGGGUUCAGUGAGUUUGGAGAGCGUUCCAUGGACAUGGACAUGGACGAUACUGCUCCGCUUCCCCGUGACUUCCUCGGACAGAGCGACUAUCAGCUAGGAGGAACUGCUGUAGAGGACGAUGAAUUCUCGGACGAGGACGAUGAAGAUGAUGAAGAUAUGGAGGUUACAGAGGCCAUUCGUCUGAACAUCGAACGGAAGCGGUCACUAUCUUUGGGACAAGGUCGCGUUUCACUUCCGAAUCGCCGUCGUUCAUCCGUUGCGCCCGUAACUGCCUCUCAAAACCAAUCGGAGAACCAGCCCCCACCCCGAAUUACUCGCCCAGAGCCUGAGCGAGAGCCAUUUGAUGAUCAAGGCCAGGAUGACAGUGUUUCCUCUACGAUGUCCCAAUCCUUUGUAUCGGAAGGCUCUUCUGCUGAUCAAUCACAGCCUAUGGAAUUUACUAUCCCUAUCGCACGAUCUCUACGUCCGUCCGAACCGCCUAGUGAAGCUUGGUUGAAGUUGCGAGCAAUGACCCACGCUGGGGAUGAACCAUAUGAACCUCCAGCGGAUAGUUCUGAAGAUGACAUCAGUAUACCGACGACAUAUACGCAAGGCGCGGAGGAAGGGGAACCCAUGGAGUUGACAGAUGCUAUGACCCGCCUCAUGAAGGCACGCUCUUCUUUGGGCCUGCCACCGGUCUCCGCUCCACUUGCGAAUCCGGGACCUACUCAGACUGUAUCUGAAACAUUCGACGACAACGAUGCUAUUGCGCAGGAGCAAGGGUUCCAAGACGAUAGCUUCACGAGUACGGAGGACAGCUUCGCCAACGAUUUCGAUGCCGGCGAUCGUACUAUGAAUGUGACGAGCCUAAUGAGGGCUAGCCUUGGUGCCCAAGAUACCUCCAUGGAAUCCGCAAGUGUGUAUAGUGGAGCUGGAGAUGACGAGCGUGUAGUGAAGGUUCCGCUGGGAGUAACAGUGGGGCCUCCUGCUGAAGCUCCUGUUCAACAUCCCAUCACCAUUCAGAAAACACCAUCGCCGCCUAUUGUUGAUUCGACGACCAGCGCACCGGCCCCUAGGCCGCCUAUCUUCAGCACUCAAACAUCCUCGCGGCCCAGCAUCUUUUCUGCACCUGCAGCCAAAACGCCGGCCCAGACACCUCGCUCACCAUCCAAGAUCCCCACGGCGACAGUCCCCAAACCGUUCACAUUUAGUCUAGCACGAUCGGCAGCACAGGUCGCACCCAGCCCUGUACCUUCCGGUGCUUCAGCAGGCUCUAAUGUGCCGCAGUCCCCAGCAGUCAAGCCUUCGGCAGCUUUCGCGCCUCCAUCUGUGCGCAAGUCGCCGCAAAAACGACCCGCUCCUCCGGGGUCAGAGAGCGCGGCUCAGCCCAGCCCCGCGAAGCGAGCUGCUAUAGGCAAGCUUGAGCCUGCGAAGAAAGCGCCGUUUGAGAGAAUUGUACCAUCUGGCCAGCUGCCCGUCAACAGACGUGCAAGCAUGGUGCGGAGGCCGUCGGGUUACUUCGCGCAGAGGAAGAGCCUGGGUGCAGGUGUCCUCCCCUCUGCAGCGGGAUCUAAUGGGAGAUUGGGCAGUCCAAAGAAGCCUGGAGCAGUGGGACUACGACCACGAAGUAGUGUAGGAGCUGCACCUUCUGGGCAGGGACUUGGCAUUGCACCUUUACAAGAACGUACAGCAGAGGAGGCGCAGUUGUAUCCCGAUGUUGCGCGCAUCCUACGAGAAGAUCCGCCGACUCCAUCCAGGACUGGGAGCCCUGCAUCGGGCAAUGGCAAGUCGUGUGAGAGGGAGACGCUCCGACAGGCUAUAGCUAUCCCCAGCCCGACGCGUGGAUCGCCGUCACCCGCGUCCUCACGACCAAGCUCUCCCUCGCCUUUUGCCGCCAGACUGAGUGCUCCCCAAAGGAUACCUUCCCCCGCUGUACCUUUGCUUGAGCCAGAAACACCAGGAGCAUCAUCUGCCCAGAGUCCUCCGCCGGCUGUCGCUCCUACUCCGACCGUUACACAGACCCCCUUCCUAUCUACCGGAAUCCCGCGACCUACAGCGCAGGUUCAGUCGGAGAACUCAGCCACUCAGCAAUGGCAGCAGAACGUUGUUCAAGAAGAUUUGGGGUACGAAGACGAGGGUCCGCCAAUUUCUAUUGAGCAGUUCUUCGAGAUGACAGGAAUUCGAUUUAUGGACGAGCUCACGAUGCCGAAGCCACGGCAGUCGAUCGCUCCGCCUCCCCAGCUACGGGCUCGGUCGCGGCGGCGAUCGUCUGCAGAAUUCAAUUCGGAUGCCUAUGAAGAUGACCCGAUCUCUCUCGCUGAGUUCUCUGUCACAAUGGCGGUCGAGCUGCCUCAGCUCGAACUCUUCGCUGCAGUGUCGAAUGACCUGACGGCGUGGAUCGAAGAAAGCAAGAAGAUCUGCCUGGAAGCAGAGAACGAGACAGAAAAGGUCACUCCAGAGCUAUUCCGCGACUUCGUAGCGGCGGAUGAGUCAGAACAGUCGCUUCUAGUUCAUCAACUGAAGUUGAUCAAGGCGAACAACUAUGCGCUGGCAAAGUCUCAAUGGUACGAUUGGAAAACCGUUUGGAUCGAGCGACUAGAUCGCCGAGCGGAGGAAGAGUUCUCACAUCUCGAAUCCGAUGCGCAAGUACUUGCCAAGGUCGUCAAACAAGCCCAAGGGAUCCUGCCCGAUCUGCGUGCAGAGUAUGCACAGGUGAUGGCUGAGCUUGAGCAAGAGCAGGCGGAUAUUGCUGAGAUUGAGACAUCGGACCAAGACUACCUAGGCGAGCUCAAGGCCACUAUCGCGGAGCAGACGUGUGUCACUUUCACUGGGCAAAUCUUCGUGCGCAUUACUGAUGGAGAUAAUACUCCUUUCAGCAAUGAGCUGGAGGCCUUCCGAACAGAUGUUUCGGAGAGCAGGGCCAAGCUUGAGCGUUUUGAGGAGAAAUUGGCCGAAAUUGAGUCGCAGAAGCAGGAGGCGUCCAGCGCCAUUGCUUACUCUCAGCACAGUAUCCAUAUCAAAAAAGAGAGUACGAGCGUGGAGGUAAUCAAACUACGGGAUGAGCUAGAAGCUCUACAAGAUCUACACCUGUGGCGCACCACCAAGCUCGCUGCGGACAUCGUUGAAUUUAUUUAUGCCUCACGAUAUCAAGUCACCAUUCCUUGUAUCAUGCACAAACCUAUUGCCAACAAGGUGUCCAUCUCGAGAGCUCCGAAUUCUCGGACCAGAGAACGAGACACGUUCCCGCGAUUUACGGACCUUGCUCUACUUACGGCCCAGCAAAUGGUCGCGAGCUUGGGGCAGUGUAGUCUCCGUGGGGUCGUGGAACGACUGAGCGACUUCUGGUCAUCCUGCUCGCAAGUUCGUUCACAACUUACCUUUCUUGCCGUGAAAUACCCGCUUUCGGUGGAGACCAGAUCGAAGAUUGAAGGCCAGCUGCCGGAUCUCCAUGCCAAGGCGACCGUUAUGUUUCCCAGCGUGAAGGGAAAGGCAUAUAUAUCUUUCAUCUUUGAUUCACAAACGUAUUCACGAUGGCCCAUGUCAUUCGAGUCGCUGAAAGCGGAUGUCGAAGUAGCUUACGGCCGUAUACGUGCUAUGAACACGCCGCCGUCGUCUCUCCGCGAUAUUUACGUGACACCGUCCAACGCCUGGUCAUUUAUUCCGCCGCCACCGGGUCCAGCGCCAGAGAACUUGACGUCUGUCUACCCUUCUUCCUCCUCUUCUUCCCCAUCCUACCAAUGGUCUACGCGCACCAGUCAAAACCCCUUUCUCGACCUCUCUGUCAAUGUUGUCGACGAUGAGAGUGGUGUUGAUGUUACCGUGCUCGCAAAAGGUCUAGCGGGGGCCGCGCUGUUACGCUAUGUCACCACCGCAAUAGUAAUGCCAUGGCAGGUGGGGAGGAUCUUGUUGCAAGUGCAGUGGGUACCGCGAGAUGCAGGCGAAGUACCACCCGAUGCCGUGCUCACGACCGACGCUGUGGAAGAGGAUGAGCUGAGCGACACAUCUAAUGAUAACGAUGCAUACUUUGCGGAUCCAACCAAACUUGUGGAUGACACAGCUUCUGGUUCUCCGCCUCGACUAGCCGACGAACGGGGAUACAUAGUCAGGCAAUCCGUACUAGAAGAGGGUACAAUUCCGGAGUAUGUUAUGCCAGUCGGCACCAGUGAUGGGCCAUGGGGCAUGAUGAAGCAACUGGGUCGUUUUCGAGCGGAAGGCUGGCUGUCGCUGUGGAAAGGAUCCUCAUCCCUUCUCUUGCCCGUCGCUUCGUACACCCUGACAGGCUUCCUCCUAUCCCCACUCGAUCUCAUACGUACGCGACUUAUCAUUCAAUCCUCUCAUCCCCGCUACCGCACCUACUCCGGACCAAUCGACGCUCUCCAGCAGAUUCUCACUCAGGAGGGUGGCCUCCGCGGGAUCUAUCUUCACCCACACCUCCUCAUCCCCGCCCUCCUCGACUGUGCCCUGCACGCUCUGCUCCCGCUCACGCUUCCGGGACUUAUCGCGUCAUACCUCGGCUUCGGUGCGCAGAUCGCGCCGGAGACACAUCCCAUGUUCUGGGCGGUCGCCGAGCUGCUCGGUGGUUGUGCAGGCUUCCUCAUCACGCUGCCCGUAGAGACCGUCCGGCGGCGGCUUCAGGCACAGAUGCGCGGCACCGCACGGCCGCUGCGCGCAUGUGUUGAGCUGCGUCCUGCGCCAUACAAUGGAGUUGUGGACACCAUGUGGCACAUUGUUACAGAGGAGCGUUCGGACCUGCCGCUGCGCACGAAGAGCCGGCAGCGUCACGGGAAGGCGAAGGAGGAUACUGGACGCGAAGAAGUGGAAGACGCGAGCUGGUCGCGAAGCACAGGGGUUGGUCAGCUAUACCGCGGGCUGAGCAUCCGCAUCAUGGCGAGUGUCAUCAUGUUCGUGGCUGCUGUUGUCAGUGGAGACGACACUACGGAUGCAGGAUGGGCGGAAUUAUGA